Molecule: messenger RNA, 1338 nt
Organism: Perkinsus marinus ATCC 50983
Lineage: Eukaryota; Perkinsozoa; Perkinsida; Perkinsidae
Exons: 8
Coding region: 1-1338 (445 amino acids)
Source: RefSeq, a predicted model, not a curated record
AUGAAACUCUUCAACACCUUCGUAUCGGUCACCAGUGUUCUACCGCUCAUUGUCGAGGCCAACAAGAACACUCUUUUCGGGUACUUAAUGUGCGAGCAAAACCCUGAAGAGGGCGAUUUCGUCAAGAGACAAUUUGAGGACGAGAUCCUGUGUUGGAGUAAAACAACUGAACUCGGUCGACAGAUGCACCUCCUCUAUGGCUUCGAGUCUAUGAUUCAAGAGCGUCCCUCUAUAGAAUCUCACGCUGUUCAAAGGAUAUGGCCAGCACGAGAUACCAUCAGCGCCUGCGGUGAGCGUCAAAAUGAUGGUCACGAUAUCGCUAACCUUCAAGACCCAACAAGUUGCCCAAGGAGUGGAAAAGAGCUGAAAUUGAAGGCAUUCCAAAAAAGGCGGACAUUGACGCUGAUACUUGGAGGGGUUGGUAAACGAGGCAGGCUCUUGGUAUGGUUGAAUGACUUCUUGAAACAUAGGAAGUUUCGUGUACGGUGUGGGAAUUCUGUGAGCGAGACUAUGCGGCCGAACUGUGGUACACCUCAAGGAAGUGUGGUUUCACCAUGGUUAUUUGCUGUGUUGGUCUCUCAGCUCCAAGAUAUUCUGGGGGCGAACUUUGGUUACUCGGCCGCUGUGUUUAGGUCUACGUACCAAGCAGUAGCGGAGUCUAGGAUGAGAUAUGCGUUAUGCACUCGAGUUGCUGCUAGCGUGAGAGUGCUAGCUAAAUUGCAGAUUACACAGAAUGCUGGUGCGAGACUCAUUAUUGGGUUGCCGAAACAAACUUCUGCUGACUUGGUUCUGCGCGAGUCUGGACUGGAGCCAAUCAACUAUCUCCUGGAUCUGGCCAUUAUAGGGUGGACUCUCCGGGCUCAGUCCUUGUUUUACACUCAUGUAGCACAGUUGACCUUGGAUGAUUGGACGGGUUUGCGAAAAUUGAAGGGAAGAGCCCCACUGCACAGAUUCGAUGAUGUGAUGGACGAACUAUCAGACAUCGGUCAAGGCGUUAUGAAGAAAGAUGGCACUGAAAAGGAGUUCAAGAGAUGUGCUGAGAACAUGCUCUCUGAAUUUGGAGAUGGGAUCCUGACAGUUUUCUCUGAUGGAUCAAAGGCUGAUGGUAGAGUAAUCAUUAAUGAAAUCAGAUGUAAGAAGACGGAGCCUGCUCUUGUCUGUAACGAUGUUACAUCCGUGACUACAGAGAGCGAGAAUCAUAGCACCAUUAGUGCUGCAUUCGGGUUCGCUGCACUACCUAUCGCUAACGCGAACAGAAGAAAAUCCAGGACGCUCGGAACACAGAAUCUGUGUCACAGAUGUAAGAAGCUGCAAUAUAAUGCAGAGAACCUCAAGUGA